Sarcophilus harrisii (Tasmanian devil) is the source of this 1543-nucleotide messenger RNA. RefSeq names its product BCL2 like 10 (gene BCL2L10). Gene Ontology annotation, biological process: intrinsic apoptotic signaling pathway in response to DNA damage; regulation of apoptotic process; extrinsic apoptotic signaling pathway in absence of ligand. Gene Ontology annotation, cellular component: mitochondrial outer membrane. Bases 344 to 904 code for a protein of 186 amino acids. The transcript is spliced from 2 exons. The record is from RefSeq and is a predicted model, not a curated record. Lineage: Eukaryota; Metazoa; Chordata; Mammalia; Dasyuromorphia; Dasyuridae. Gene Ontology annotation, molecular function: protein heterodimerization activity; protein homodimerization activity.
UUCCUCUUAGAGGCAGAGAUUACAGAAAGACCGGAGCGAAGCCCGCUUCCCCUCUGCGCGGGCACCCGCGGCGGCUUCUCUCCGAGGCGAGGGCUGAAAGGAGGGGGGGCCUCAGGUGCAGGAGAGGUGUGAUGCUCCAAGGAACGCAGGACUUGGCCCAGAGAAAAAGAAAGCGAAGUCUGCAGGGAGGCAGGCGCGGAUGGGGGCGUGGCGCGGGCGCGGCCCCGCCCCGGGGCGGGGACAACGCCGCCGAACUCCGCCCCCGCCGAGUUAAGAAGCCCCGACGCCCCGGGAAAGAGGCUGUGACUGCGGGCUGGUGUCGGGCUCUCCCUCGGCUGGAGCCAUGGAGACCGAGGAUGCCCUUCGGGAGGAGACGCGGCGGCUGGUGAGCGACUACCUGGAGCACUGCUGCCGUGCGGAGGGCUGCCAGGAACGGGCGCCCUCCACUCCGGCCGCGGCCACGAUGCGCGCGGUGGCCCAGGAGCUCCGCCGGACUUACCGCGACUUCUUCGAGUGCGCCAAGAGUCAGCUGCUCGACCAGCCGCCCGAGCGGGUCAUCCCCGAAGUGGCGGAGAUGAUGGACCAGGGCGGCUUCAACUGGGGCCGGGUGGCGGUGCUGGUGGUGUUUGCCGGGGCGAUGCUGGAGAUGGAGGAGCAGGAGAAGCAGCAGCGAGGGCGGCUCCGGAGCGAGAUGAGCCGGCGCCUGGCCGAGGAGCUCUGCCACUAUCUGGUGGAGAAGAAGGGCGCGUGGCUGCGGGAGAACGGAGGCUGGACUGGCUUUCACCACCACUUCACCCAGAAGCAGCCUCCCCCACAAAGUGAUCCAAAGAGUACCCUGUGCUGUAUAGUGGCCGCCGCAGGAUUUGGACUGGUGGGAUUAGCUCUUCUAUUAGCCGUACGAUAAUGGAUUUUAAACUGUUUAUACCAAUCUUGGAAGCAAAGACCUAAGAGACUUGGAAGAGGACCAGCUGCAGAAAAGAGAAUAGCCUCAGCUAAUUACCAUCUGUUGAGAUGAUUAAAGCUGGAAGAAGAAACCAGAUGAACAUGGAACAUCUCAUAUGAACUGUUGAACAUUUUAAAAUGUGCAUCUUCUGGGUUUUGAUUAUGAAGCUGUCAUCUUGAAUGUUGUCGCAAUAAUUGAUGAACCUAACUGUUCUCUUUGACCAAUGCUGUUUGCUACUGUUCUCUCACAAACUGUUUAUCUGUUCAAAGACUUCCACGGAAGGGGACUUGAAAUAUUGGUACUUCAUAUUUCCUAAAAGUAGUUUGAUAUAUUUUGUAAAAUGGAGGGAGUCUUAUCCAGGAUUUCAAAUGCCUUUAAUAAUGGGUACCCAAUAACUUUCCUUAUAAAGUAUUGGAUGGUUACAGUUUAGUAGAUAGUUCAAAAUCCUCUGAAGUCUGGAAUUUCUGGGGUCUCUGUUUCAAUAGAUCUUAAUAUAUUUUUAAAGUAUUUAUCACUUUGAUGUGUAACACCUUUUUAUUCAUUUUUAAAAAUAAGUUCUAUUAAAGUUCCUUGAAGUAUGUUGUACUUUUUAAAAACUGA